AUGAGAUGCCGUGAACGAAGUCACGAGGCAUCCAUUUGUCACGAGAUCAUAACCCCACUCAAUACGAAUCGUGAAUUACUGAUUAUGUCAGAAAUCUUGGUAGAUUUACUAGAAUUUACAACUGAUGAAGACCUGCGAAAACUUAAUUCUCAGUUACAAGAGAAUGAAAUUGUUCAAAAGGAAUUCGGCUUUUUAAAAGAUGAUUCAAAUAUUUAUAAACUUAUUGGUCCCGUGCUAGUAAAACAAGAGAAAACCGAAGCCACCGAAAAUAUUGCGAGACGUUUAGAGCGCAUUAAAACUGACAUUAAACGAGUGGAGACUCAGGUCAAGGAUUUAACAGAAAAACUUGAAAAGAAGAAACUUGAGAUUGUUAAACUUAAUGAAUCUCGAAUGCAACAAGCAUCCUAA
Scutellospora calospora is the source of this 408-nucleotide messenger RNA. NCBI's taxonomy places the organism in Eukaryota, Fungi, Glomeromycota, Glomeromycetes, Diversisporales, Gigasporaceae. The record is from the annotation of a GenBank genome assembly.